Messenger RNA from Sorghum bicolor (sorghum), 1054 nucleotides. RefSeq lists its product as uncharacterized. The record is from RefSeq and is a predicted model, not a curated record. The transcript has a single exon. Lineage: Eukaryota; Viridiplantae; Streptophyta; Magnoliopsida; Poales; Poaceae. Bases 162 to 935 code for a protein of 257 amino acids.
GAAGUUUGAGUCUUGUGCGAAAAAAAAUCCGACGUAUAAAGACCGCGCGACGCUGCGUCAGAAUUCUCAAAUCCAUUGAUCAAAAAAAGAAUUCUCACAUCCAAGUCGCCCCGCAUCAUCCUCUCCUCUGCGCUUCCAUUCCAGUUCUCCAGCUUCCACCCAUGGCGACCGGCACCGCGACCGCGGUUCCGUAUAACGCCGCGGCGGCGGCAUGGAAGGAGGAGCCGACGAGGCCGCUCGCGAUCGCGUCGCCGACCGUCCACCCGGCGGCGACCGACGAUGCCGCCACCGGCACCGGGGACGAGGAGGCGGCCGUCGCGACCACCAGGCGCUGGCGGUCGAUGCAGUACCUCCGGAAGCGGCGGUGCCUGCUGUGGUGCUGCGGCUGCUGCGCCACCUCCGUGGUCCUCCUGGGCUUCACCAUCCUCGUGCUCGCGCUCACCGUGUUCAAGGUCCACGACCCCGUGCUCACGCUGAACCUCGUCACGCUGGAGGGCGUCGACGGCGGGCUCGGCCCCACGGCGGCGAACCCGGUGUCCGUGAACGCCACGCUCACCGCCGACAUCUCCAUCAAGAACCCCAACGUGGCGUCCUUCGCGUUCGACCGGAGCGAGACGGACUUCUACUACGGCGGGGAGACGGUGGGCGUGGCGUACGCGCCGGAGGGCGAGGUGGGCGCCGACCGCACCGCGCGCAUGAACGUCACGCUCGACGUGCUCGCCGACCGCGUCUCGCCCAACGCCAACACCACGGCGCUCAUCUUCGGCCAGGUGUACAACAUCACCAGCUACACGGAGAUCAACGGCAGGGUCGACGUGCUCGGCAUCUACAAGAGGGACCUGGACAUCAAGAUGAACUGCACCAUCAUGCUGGAGGUCGGGGCCUUCAGCAGCGUGCAGAGCAAAGCCACUAACUGCGUUGCAAACGUCAGCUGAUUCCGGUUAGCUGGUCAAAAUGAAAUGAAUAUUUGUUGCUUUUAGUAGUUGUGCUUUCCCCUCUCCCCCCUUUUCCUUCUGUAUGUACAAGAUUAGUGAGUGUGAGGCUUAUGGGUUUA